Messenger RNA from Rhododendron vialii, 1649 nucleotides. Its product is annotated as E3 ubiquitin-protein ligase RSL1. The record is from RefSeq and is a predicted model, not a curated record. Gene Ontology annotation, cellular component: ubiquitin ligase complex; cytoplasm. Gene Ontology annotation, molecular function: zinc ion binding; ubiquitin conjugating enzyme binding; ubiquitin protein ligase activity. Gene Ontology annotation, biological process: positive regulation of proteasomal ubiquitin-dependent protein catabolic process; ubiquitin-dependent protein catabolic process; protein polyubiquitination. NCBI's taxonomy places the organism in Eukaryota, Viridiplantae, Streptophyta, Magnoliopsida, Ericales, Ericaceae. Bases 389 to 1417 code for a protein of 342 amino acids. The transcript is spliced from 2 exons.
AGUGCAUUGUACGAUUUUGAACCAGUAUAUAAAUCUAUGUACCAGAAUGGAUUGGGAAAAGCUUCACUACUUAACUUUCAUAUAAAAUGCAUUUCAAAAUUUGUACUUUUACGAAAAAUGAUUUACGCACUUCACUUUCAUAAAAAAAUGCACUCCGAAAUUUAUUUUUUCUAGUACUUGAAAUUAUCCUUCGUUUAGUAGCAAGUAACAUGAACUUUUGGAAGGGAAAAGAUUCUCAAAAUCAAGAACACUUAACCCACACUCCCAGUGAUAACCGAAAAAACCUGCAAACCGAUCAUGAUCACAACCCUCAAUCGAAUUCCAUCACCAUCUGAAUCCCAACACAACCCAGAACACUGACCAAACUAAACCCAAUUCAGCAAAACCAAUGGAGAUCGCUGCCUCAAAAUCAGAAUCAAAACCCAGACACAACCCCACCAAAAGGGUUCCACCGGCCGUGAUAAUCGACGUCAUCGACGACGAAGACGAUGACGUGUCACUCAUCUACGUCACACCCACAUCGCGCAACAGCGGCAGCAGCCCCCAGAACGCCAUCUCCGUCGAGAACUACGCCGACGACCUCGACCUCCGCCUCGGGCUCACCUCCUCUCUCUUGCCGCGAAAACCCACCCGGAAAAACGGGUGCAAGAAGAGAAGGAUCAUCGACCUCUCCCUCUUCCCGGACGAGGCAGAGGUCGAUGAUGGAAACCCUUCUUCUGUUAUCGAAAUCGGUGAGUCUUCGAACUCGAAUUCGGAGCCCUUUACUUUCAUGUGUGAAAUCUGUGUGGACUUGAAACCUUACAGUGAGUUUUUUAGCAUAAUGGGUUGCACCCACUUUUACUGUUCUGACUGUAUGAUCAAGUAUAUAGCUUCGAAGCUUCAGGAGAAUAUUACCCAGAUACAGUGUCCUUAUACUGAUUGUAAGAGGGGGCUUUUGGAACCGGAACAUUGCCGGGCGAUCUUGCCCCCGGAGGUGUUUGAUCGGUGGGGGAAUGCUCUGUGUGAGGCUGUGAUUCUGGCAUCUGAGAAGUUUUAUUGUCCUUAUAAGGAUUGCUCUGCACUUUUGAUUGACGAUUAUGGCACCGGUGGUGGAGUAGGGGGUGAGGUGAUUAGGCAGUCUGAGUGUCCAAACUGCAAGAGAAUGUUUUGUGUGCAGUGUAAGGUUCCAUGGCACUCGGAAUUCGAGUGUGCUGAGUUUCAGGAGCUGAACAAGGAUGAGAGAGGGAGAGAGGAUAUGAUGUUGAUGCACCUUGCUAAGAAGAAGAAGUGGAUGAGGUGUCCCAAGUGCAAGUUUUUUGUCGAGAAAUCCGAAGGUUGCAUGUAUAUGAAGUGCAGGUGUGGACAUGCUUUCUGUUACGCCUGCGGAGGAUCUUCUAUGAGAGGGCACGUUUGUCAAAAAUGUACAAGGACCUCAUAGAUGCCCUUUUCCCUUGUACUAGUUUAACGCAGAAACAGGAGAAUAAAUUGGUACUCAAAUUGGAAGGUCUAAGUUGCAUAUAGUAUUAGUUUUUGGGAAAUCUACUAACGAUGCAAAAAAUAUUUGCAACUGAAAGUAUGGUUUAAGAGCUGUUUGAUAUGUGAAUAGAAUUAUGUUCUUGUUCAUGAGGAUGAUGGGAUUUCGAGAUGUAAGGAAAUGAUUGUCUCCUCAA